Molecule: messenger RNA, 2260 nt
Organism: Nicrophorus vespilloides
Lineage: Eukaryota; Metazoa; Arthropoda; Insecta; Coleoptera; Silphidae
Product: sorting nexin-8-like
Exons: 7
Coding region: 404-1924 (506 amino acids)
Biological process (GO): retrograde transport, endosome to Golgi
Molecular function (GO): phosphatidylinositol binding
Source: RefSeq, a predicted model, not a curated record
UAUGAAUGUUUUGAUGCGGGAAAUUCGUAGUUUCCGACUUCCGUUCGUCAUAACCGGUCGCGGCAGCAUCCGUAACGUUGUUUAUUGGGUUGUCGCCUUCCACCCAUAGCAACCUGUUGCGUGGUUGCACGCGUUGCCAGCUAGGCAAUAGCAGGAAUCGCGGUGUUUUGUUUUUUUACUGCUGCUGCUGGUGGUGGUUAGUGCAAAUGAGAGUCAUCCGGUGACACACGAGAUGCGAGCGUAUCGGAUCCGCCCCCCAAAACGUAAAAGGAAUACCUCGAUAAUAUACGUAUACGAUUGAUACCCGUUUCCAGUUGCCAGCUGAUCGUCGUGCCCGACUCCGAGAGUCUCGAGAUCGAUUACCCCUGGCAACUGUAUGUAGCAAACAAACUGCACGACUACCAUGGCAACAGAAUUGACUGAAGGUUUGAUACCUGCUGUGUACAGGGACAUCUUUGAGGUGUGCUCUCACAAUGGGUCACCCAUCCACAAGGAGGUGUACCAGGUGCUGCUUAACCAAUGCAAGCUGGAUGCUGCCCUGCUGAAGACCAUUUGGAAUUUAGCAGGGCCUCCGCAAGGGGAGGUAACCAGAACCAGUUUGUACAAGACCCUGGCUCUGGUGGCCUGGACACAGCAGGGAAAGUCGCCCACGGAUAAGCUCUUCCAGAACUUCAAUGGCAACGAAUACCCGUUACCGCAGUUGGGCGAUUUGAAUCCGGUGCGCAAUCUUAAGCUUCAAAUCAAUUUGAAGGAUAAUCCGGCGACGCUGGGAUUAACGUACGGCGAAAUAAUGCAGUUGGAUAGCAUCUGCGUGGAGCUGGUGCCCGAGAAGAAGGGACUCUUCCUGAAACAUUCCGAAUACGUGAUUACGUCGCGCCGUUUCAAUUCGAAAGCAACGAGACGAUACAACGACUUCGUCGCACUUUACGAGCUUCUUCUGGCGAGAUUUCCCUAUCGCAUAGUGCCCAGGCUGCCGCCCAAGAAGAUCGUUUCCGAUUCGCAUUUCUUGGAGGCCCGACGACGAGGACUGCACCGCUGGAUGACGUUGGUGUGCCGCCAUCCGACGAUCAGUCGCGAUCAACUGGUUGCAUACUUUCUCACCGAUCAAGGACCCGAUUUCCAGUACCGUAUCCGGGAUAUCUACAGGCGUGCACCGGACGAGUUCAUGACCUCGGAUUUCGCGGCAAAUUCAAAACAUUUGAUUCCCAACGAAUGCACAGAGUUCGCCGCCAACAGAGAGCAGGUCCGGACUCUGGUGCAGAUCAUCGGCAAGCUGAAGUAUUUGGCGGAUGCAGAGGUGGAGCGAGCGCAAUGCAGGGCCAAAGAUGCGGAAGACUUGGCCGCGCAGUUGAAAGCUCUAGGAUCGAUUAACAUCGGUAAUGUGGCAACAGGAUCGUGGACUGGAAUGCAAAAGGGUUUCGUCACCAUUUCCGGGGAGUUGCUGUCGGUGUCCAACAGAUCGCAGCAGCAUGCAAAUCUGGAGCAGAUCACCGUAUGCGAACGGCUCGGACUUCUGCUGGACAUGCUCGUAGCACAUCGCGACCUCUGCGAGCGUCUCGAGAAAGGAUUGGCCCACGACCAUCAGACCGCUCUCGCUAAGAUGCUCUCUCUGAAGAAGAGAAAAAUCCAAGGCGUCAUUCGUGGCACCGACACGGAAAGCGUUGAACAGCUCGAGGCCAAGAUGCUGACCCAGGAGAACGUAAUCACGAACAUGGAGCUCAGAUCUGAUUUCAGUCUGUAUUGCGUUCACAUGGAAACGCAACUCGUCUACGCUUACUUGGAGACGCUCUCCUCGAUAUUCAACAGCAACGUCUCGCUGAAAAUCCGAGCGCAUUCCGAACUGGCGGAGAUCUGGAAGCAAGUGAUGCCAACCGUCGAAAAGUUCCUGCCCGUCGAUUACGGCGCGAAGAACGGAAAGAGUUAGCCUUUUUCUUUUUCUCAGAUUUAUCAUUCGACGAAUUACUUACAUAAAUAUAUUUUUAUACGUAAUCAAUUUAUAGAACUAAAAGCGUUGUUUGGCAUCGGGCAUUAUUACAACAACAACAACAAAAAAAGAAGAAACAGAAUCAAUAUCGAAUAAUUAUGACAUAAUACUAGUUUAGUGCAAAAUCGCUGAAUUUUUUUUCUGGGUUGGCAGUUUCGAAUAUCACUUUCAUAAUUUAUUCUUAACAUUAGCAACUUUUUAAACUAUGUAAAUAAUCGACGAUGAAGGUAACUGUGUAUGUGAUUUAUAGAGAAAUUUAUAAAUAUAUUCAAUACU